Arvicanthis niloticus (Nile rat) is the source of this 2313-nucleotide messenger RNA. RefSeq names its product jumonji domain containing 8 (gene Jmjd8). The record is from RefSeq and is a predicted model, not a curated record. Gene Ontology annotation, cellular component: nucleus. Lineage: Eukaryota; Metazoa; Chordata; Mammalia; Rodentia; Muridae. Gene Ontology annotation, molecular function: cis-regulatory region sequence-specific DNA binding.
GGUAGGGGCACUGUAGCCAUGGUAACCCGCAGUAGUCAAUGGCUGCCCAGUACAGUUUUUACAUGGAAAAGAUUAAAUAAGGAUGUUGUGUAGAUGUGUGUGUGUACCCGCGCGUGUAUGAAGGAAGAGACUCCCAGAGCCGGCUGGCUACUGCUUGCAGGUAGCUACAGCAGUCCGGACAGUAAACCAAUGGUUUGUGGUUACGCAAGUGUCGACGGAAUUCCCAGAGUGCUGCGCGCCUGCACCCGUAUGUUCAUGGCGGCGGCAGGACGGCUCGGUCUGCUUUUGCUCUUUGUACUAUGGAUGAUGGUGACUGUGGUUCUGCCUGGCUCUGGCGACGGGGGAUGGAAGCAGAGUGGGCUGGGAACUGCAGCAGCAGUAACGGAGGAGGAGCGUUGCACAGUGGAGCGCCGAGCACACCUCACAUACUCGGAAUUCAUGCAGCACUAUGCCUUCCUCAAGCCUGUCAUCUUGCAAGGACUCACGGACAACUCGAGGUUUCAGGCCCUGUGUUCCCGGGAAAACCUGCUAGCCUCGUUCGGGGACAACAUUGUUCGCUUGAGUACAGCCAACACCUACUCCUACCAGAAAGUGGAUCUGCCCUUCCAGGAAUAUGUGGAGCAGCUGCUGCAGCCCCAGGAUCCUGCAUCCCUAGGCAAUGACACCCUGUACUUUUUUGGAGACAACAACUUCACGGAAUGGGCACCACUCUUCAGACAUUACUCCCCACCUCCAUUUCGUCCCCUGGGAGCCACCCCUGCUUAUAGCUUUGGAAUUGCAGGAGCUGGAUCUGGGGUACCCUUCCACUGGCAUGGGCCUGGUUUCUCAGAGGUUAUCUUUGGUCGGAAGCGCUGGUUCCUCUACCCUCCUGAGAAGACACCAGAGUUCCACCCUAACAAGACUACAUUGUCCUGGCUCCUGGAAAUAUACCCAUCCCUAGCACCAUCAGCUCGGCCUUUAGAAUGUACCAUCCAGGCUGGUGAAGUGCUGUAUUUUCCUGACCGGUGGUGGCAUGCCACACUCAAUCUGGACACCAGUGUUUUCAUCUCUACCUUCCUUGGCUAGCCAAACAGGCAACUGGCAAGCCCACUGCACCAGCACAUGGCAAUGUAGUGCUCACAGACUUUAUUACAGGACAGUGGCAGCAGCAGCAACCUCAGCCCGCCCUCACCAGCUCUCCAGCCCAGAAGGGGGACAAGGGAGGCUCAUGGCCCAGCAAGGGGUAUGCUGAGAAGGGGAGCAGUUCAGAACCCAUCAGCAGGACCGAUGGGGACAGGCCCAGGGACACAAACUAUAUACAGGGGCUGGAGCUUCCGUCUCCAGACUCUCCUGGGCCAGGGUGCCAGGCAGGACACUGGGCCUCAGUAGUCCUCUACCCAGCCGUUCUCAGAGAUGAAAGCAUCAAUGACUUCCUUCAUGGCCAAGUUGGGGAUGAGCUGUUCCUGGGUCAGAGGGCUCCGGGUCACAGGGUCAAAGUGGCCCACACGCUGCAACAAGAGUUAAGAAUGUUCAAUGGCCUGGUAUACCGUGAUCCCAGUCCCAAGGCCCAUGGGCUCUCCUUACCUGCAGGUGCUCCUCAAUGUCCUUGCGGUCGUAGGUGAUACCACUGGGUGUAAUGCAGGGCUCCCGCAUCAGCUCAAAGCUGAUCUUGCCACACAAGUAGUCAGGGAUAUCUCGCUUCUACAGCACAAGGGGGGAAAUGUCUGGAACUGGAAAGGUCACCACACCAGCACCUGCCCAUGAGCUUCAAGGGAUCCUCACCUUUCUUUUCUCGUCCACCUGAGAGAAGAGCUCAUCCAUGUCUGCCAUGUAUUUAUCCUGCAGAGUUGAGUGCCAUGUGUGGGCAACUCGUAUCUCCUCCACACAGACACACACACUCUAUGUCCACCAGGGCACUCAUGUCAUGCAUGGGCCAACUGAUCCACCAUAGGCUGGGGCACUUUUCAUGCCACACACAAAAACACACACACAAUGACCCACAUGUGGACUAGGGGCACCCUCACGUGCUUGGCCUCAAUGCAGGCCUGCUGGGCCCGGAUGUGGCCAUCAUCCUCAUCACCCUCGUGGUUCCGCUGACACUCUUCCAGUUCCCUGAGGGUUAACCAAAAGCUAGUUGGUGAUGGCCCCGACCGGGAAGUGACAGAGCCCUCCCCAUCUCAGGCCUCUUUCCUCCUGGGCUUCCCAUGUACUGGUUGCUGUCUUUCAAUAAACUUGUGCUGGUGACUCAGUGUCAACCCGAGAAAGCCUGUUGGGGGAAGGACCCACCUCUCUCGCUCAGCAGCAAUGAGCCUGGUGAGAUAUGAAUGCAGCUCA